Messenger RNA from Wallemia mellicola CBS 633.66, 402 nucleotides. RefSeq lists its product as hypothetical. NCBI's taxonomy places the organism in Eukaryota, Fungi, Basidiomycota, Wallemiomycetes, Wallemiales, Wallemiaceae. The record is from RefSeq and is a predicted model, not a curated record. Bases 155 to 331 code for a protein of 58 amino acids. The transcript is spliced from 3 exons.
AAGACAUGCACCAGAAUCUGAACCAAAGAGAAUCAACAUUAAUUAAACUAGAAAUUUGUAUGAGUAUAUUUAUUGUUAUUAGUAGAGAUGUCUGAAACACGCUUUCUAGGUCGAUUAGGAAUUUGAAUCUGAAAACAGCAAAUACAACAAGUUGAUGCAUAUCUACAUUAUAAUCAGCUCAGCUAUACACUCCUUCACAGUACAUCACUUAGAACUUUUAGCAAGUAUUUGCACGCUUGUAUGUUUCUUUUUUUGGAUUGCUUUAUGUGGUAAGAUUUUCCACCAUCAGUUGUCUCAAUUGUUGGUUCCACAUGAUGAUAUUAGUAAUUAAGUUAUCAUACAAUAUAGGGAUUCGCAUUCGACUAUUUCAUGGAUUAUGAUGAAAAUAUAUACAGUUUUAUU